AUGGCCAUCGCUGAUAACCUGUCGAACAAGUCUUCCAACAACACGACCGAGAAGGAGUUCGCCAAGCUGCAGGACCUCAUGCACAGCGGCGCGACCGAAGCUUCGAGCUACUUGGACUCGCUCAAGAGCAAGUUCGCCGACUACGACAACUCGCACAAGUCGUCCAAAGAUACCGCCACGUCCUUCUUCCAGGCCGCAAUGGACCGGGCGAACGAGUCCGUGGAGAAGCUCAAGAAAGCGGGCGAAGACAUCCGGACAAGCGGCAACAACGCAUCGGACUCGGCUGUCGAGUCGGCCAAGCGCACGAUGGACCACGCCCAUUCGGCCCUGGAGGACUUGGGCGAGUCUGCCAAGACGUACGACGAACGCGCGCGUGACUCGAUCAAUGACAACGUGGACAGUGCCAAGAGCAAAGGCUCGAGCGCGAAGGAGUCGUUGCAAGACUCGAUCUCGUCCCUGAUGAAGUCGACGCGCGAGUCGACUUUCCACGGCUUCGAUGCCCUGCGGGACCAAUUCACUGCCACGCAAAAGUCGAUGUCUCAACACGCCUCGGAAGCUGCCGACGCCGUGUCCGAAAAAGCGUCGGAGGCUGCUGACGGUGUCUCCAAAAAAGCGUCGGAAGCUUCCGAGAAGAUGAAGCCAGAGGACUCGAAAGCCGAUCCGUCGUUGAUGGAGCGUGCGACGGAUGCAGUGACGUCGUCGCUGGAUUACGUGGCCAGUACGCUGCAGGGCUCGAGUAGUGCCAAGAGCACGUAA
This is a messenger RNA of Peronospora matthiolae, 756 nucleotides long. Lineage: Eukaryota; Oomycota; Peronosporomycetes; Peronosporales; Peronosporaceae. The record is from the annotation of a GenBank genome assembly.